Molecule: messenger RNA, 889 nt
Organism: Drosophila obscura
Lineage: Eukaryota; Metazoa; Arthropoda; Insecta; Diptera; Drosophilidae
Product: TBP-related factor
Exons: 2
Coding region: 66-728 (220 amino acids)
Biological process (GO): DNA-templated transcription initiation
Molecular function (GO): DNA binding; RNA polymerase II general transcription initiation factor activity
Source: RefSeq, a predicted model, not a curated record
UCUCUUUCACGCGUUCCGUGCCCGAUUUUUGUUUAUAAAAAUUGAAUUGAAUUAAAUUACUUCCAAUGCAAUUUCAUUUUAAAAUUGAAGACAAGGAUAUUGUGCCUGCGGCUGCCAGUCAUGUGAUCAAUCCACACAGUUCUUUGCAGCCCCAGCAGCCCGCUGUACUGGUGGAGCCAAAGGAUGCACAACAUGAAAUCAAGUUGCAAAACAUUGUGGCCACCUUCUCAGUGAACUGCGAACUGGACCUCAAGACAAUAAAUUCCAGGACCCGCAACUCUGAAUACUCGCCCAAGCGUUUCCGCGGCGUAAUCAUGCGCAUGCACUCGCCCCGCUGCACGGCGCUCAUCUUUCGCACGGGCAAAAUCAUAUGCACGGGAGCCCGCAACGAGAUGGACGCCGACAUUGGCUCGCGCAAGUUUGCGCGCAUUCUCCAGAAACUGGGCUUCCCGGUCAAGUUUAUGGAGUACAAGCUGCAGAAUAUUGUGGCCACGGUGGACCUGCGCUUCCCCAUACGCCUGGAGAACCUAAAUCAGGUGCAUGGCCAGUUCAGUUCCUACGAGCCAGAAAUGUUUCCCGGCCUCAUCUAUCGCAUGGUCAAGCCACGCAUUGUCCUGCUGAUAUUUGUCAAUGGCAAGGUGGUCUUUACGGGUGCCAAGUCGCGCAAGGAUAUCAUGGAUUGCCUAGACGCCAUUUCUCCCAUAUUGUUAAGCUUUCGCAAAACGUAGACGCAGAGCUCUGCUCGGGGUCUGCUAUUAUCGAAGGUAUUUUUAGAUAGUUUUUUUAUACGCCUUUUUACGAACAAUGCCAUUACUUAGAUGUGUAGAUACUCUGAUAUCUUUCAUAGGAAAUAUACAUACAUACAUAAAUGCAAAUAGUAAGCAUUUUU